Messenger RNA from Geodia barretti, 1211 nucleotides. Lineage: Eukaryota; Metazoa; Porifera; Demospongiae; Tetractinellida; Geodiidae. The record is from the annotation of a GenBank genome assembly.
UUUAGGCCCUUGAAGAGUGAUCUCCAACAACCAACUGCGAAAAAUUUUUAUGGCCGGCAAGUCAUUGGCUUAUUGCGCCCUCACCCACUCGCCCCGUUCUGUGCGUAAGCAUCGUCAGCGAGCGUCGCCGAAACUGAACAAGCGAACGGCAACAGCAGCGAGCCCACUGGCAGGAGGGAGAAGAAUGAGCGACGACCCAGCCGUAGUACAGGCAGAGUUCCUCGCCAGGGACGUGGUAGAGUACCUACUGAAGGAGAAAGGGAUGCCGGUGAACGGCUACACGGGAGUUCUCCCCGGUCAGCUGAAAGAAGUGGAAACGAACGCGGUACGAUGUCUUCACGAGCCGCCCUUCCAGCAAGCAAGAAUGCAAAUCGUCUACGGCUGCCAGUACAUUAUGAACCAGCACGGAGUGGAGAUAGAGCAAGUCUGCAUGAAGGUGGACGUCGGCGACGAGCAUCUUUACUCCAACGUGAGAGAAGCGCUAGCGACAAUCUGGGAAGAGCCGCAGAACUGGGGACGGUUAGUGUCCCUCUUCGUGGCGGCUUACUACCUGUGCAAGAGGAUUUGCGACGAAGAAGGCAAAGAGAGCGAGAAGAUCGACAGCGUCAUUGGAUGGCUAACUGCCUUUCUGAGAGAGAACGCAGUACCCUGGGUCGUGGAACGCGGCGGCUUUUCGGGUGUCCUUUACGGUACAAACCUAAAGCAAGUGAAGCCGGCUGCGGGAACUGCAGUGGAAGAUUGCAAAUCCGACUACAACACGAAGGCCAGUCUAUUAGUGACGGCUCUGGGCCUCGGAGCUGCGGUGGUCGUCGGGACCAUCAUAGGAAGAUAACACGUGGAGAACUGUGCUGUAGAAUUGACUGUUGGCCCCAGACCAGCUGUAUACCCAUCAAGACUCUGGUAGUGCUGGACUUGGGCUUGAAGAUUGUGUCCAUCUUUCUCCCUCUCUUCUCUCUAGAAAUGUCAUACUUCCCAUCCUUAUCACUUUAUUUUAAAAAUUCCAAUGGAUAUUUUAUUGAAAUUCGCCCUGUACAUUGAUGCAGCAAAUGCGGGUACAUAAGCUAUAAGACGUGUGUAUGGUGAAGAGGGUGUUGUGUAGUGUUAGAUGUGGUAGUUUCUUCUAAUGGAGUCCAGGUGUGACCUUGUCGGGAGUGCGCGUCCCUCACCACUGGACCUUGAGGCACGAACUGUAGCUGGCACUCUGCCACCUG